This is a messenger RNA of Knipowitschia caucasica, 546 nucleotides long. Lineage: Eukaryota; Metazoa; Chordata; Actinopteri; Gobiiformes; Gobiidae. The record is from the annotation of a GenBank genome assembly.
AUGGACGAAGUGACACAUGUAGAGGCAGAGCCGGCUCCCUCAGUUAUUGACAGAUAUUACACACGAUGGUACAGAGCAGAUUUGAAGGGGAAAUCAAGUGAAGAUCAUUGUAUCUUGCAGCAUUCGAACAGAAUUUGUGUUGUUACUCUGGCAGAAACUCAUCCUAUUCUUCAAAAUGGAAGGACUGUUAAAUGCAUCACUUACCAAAUUAGUGAUGGCUGUAGUAGACUCAAGAACAAAGUAUCUGGAAAAUCCAAGCGGGGAGGCCAGUUCCUGACAGAUUUCGCUCCUCUGUGUAGAAUAACAUGCACAGAUGAAACUGAAUAUACAAUUUAUAGUUGUAUUCGAGGAAGACUUCUAGAAGUCAACGAGGCUAUUCUAGAAACUCCGUCUUUACUACUGGAAAAGCCAUUCACCGAAGGAUAUAUUGCUGUCAUUUUGCCAAAGCUUGAGGAGAGCAAGAUCAUUACAGAAAACCUUCUGACGAGGGAAGACUUUGAGAAAGUUGUCGCAAAACGAAACAAUUUGCCUUCGCAACCGUCCUGA